Molecule: messenger RNA, 321 nt
Organism: Epithele typhae
Lineage: Eukaryota; Fungi; Basidiomycota; Agaricomycetes; Polyporales; Epitheliaceae
Product: RlpA-like double-psi beta-barrel-protein domain-containing protein-containing protein
Exons: 2
Source: RefSeq, a predicted model, not a curated record
ACGUUCUUCUUUCAGGGGGGUAUUGCAGGUGCCUGCGGCUCCAUCCACCAAGACUUUGACUUUAUCGCUGCACUAUCGCCGACGAUGUACGGUCCGAUAAAUGCCAAAUCUCCCCUGUGUUCCAAACGCAUGCGAAUCACGAACACAAUGAAUAACAAGACGGUUGAGGUAACUGUCGCCGACGCAUGUCCAACUUGCCCGGGAGCGAACGAUCUCGAUCUGUCAGUUGCGGCGUUUGAAUCCCUCGGCCAGGAGGUGCAAGGUAUUCUUCCCAGUGAGUACUACUCACCUCUGCGAGGCUUUCACGCAUUCUCCAGCUGA